Molecule: messenger RNA, 5446 nt
Organism: Oncorhynchus masou masou (cherry salmon)
Lineage: Eukaryota; Metazoa; Chordata; Actinopteri; Salmoniformes; Salmonidae
Product: pleckstrin homology domain-containing family G member 3-like
Biological process (GO): regulation of establishment of cell polarity
Molecular function (GO): guanyl-nucleotide exchange factor activity; small GTPase binding
Source: RefSeq, a predicted model, not a curated record
AAGCAAACUUUAAUUAGACAAUUUGAGCUUGCAAAUUCUCUCACUCUCAAUUUAGAUUGUGUGCUUUGGAAGUAGGCGGUCUUUGACCCAUUGCUCGCUGUACUUUGAUAUGUGUUCGGCUCAGCUGUAGAGGACAACUGGGCUGUGCGGAGGAUUUAUGUGUUUGACAAUGUGACUUAAUCUAUGGAAAACUAAAACCGAAAUUAUAGUCUACAGAAAAACUAGACCUACACUUUCGGAGGUUCACAGACAGACGACUACAUACUCAAACAUUUGGUCCUGAGGCCUGAGUGCCAUGCCAGAGGAGUCCCACAGUGCUCUCCAUAAGGGCCCAAUGGGGGAAGAAUCUCCUCGGUUGUACUCUGCCCUCUCCAUCAGUGGUGGCCAUGAGCGACAAGACGGCUACAGCCAGCUCUGUGCUGACCCCUCAGCGGGAGGGGCUGAGCGUCCAGUGAGCCUGGUGUCCACUCUGUCCUCAGUCUCCUCCCAGGACAGCCACAGCCUCUACGGCAGUACCUCAGCCCUCCCCUCCACACCACCUCCCCCCAGUGGAGCGGACAUUGACCUGGAGCUCAGCCCUGCAGAGGGAGCCAGGGAGCAGCCACAGAUCAAGACGCAGGGCCUCAGCCAGGGGGGGACCAGAGACCAGUGGCUGAACCACAGUCAGACCAGGUCCCAGUGCAACAACAACGCCACCACCAACAGGAGGACUAAUGCACCUCAGACCCAUACCUCGCCCUUUGCCACUGAAGCCAUGGCGCCCAACCCUAAGCUCAGCUACGUGGACCAUGUAGUCAUGGAGAUAAUUGAGACUGAGCGCAUGUAUGUCAGGGACCUUCGCAGCAUCGUGGAGGAUUACCUGGCUCACAUCAUAGACAUGGACAACCUUCCCAUUCGUCCAGACCAGGUUUCUUUCCUGUUUGGGAAUAUAGAGGACAUAUAUGAGUUCAACAGUGAGCUGCUGCAGUCUCUGGACAUGUGUGAGAAUGACCCGGUUGCUGUGGCCAGUUGCUUCGUAGACAAAAGUGACGCUUUUGAAAUCUAUACACAGUACUGCACAAACUACCCCAACUCUGUGGGUACACUGACCGACUGCAUGAGGAGUACGACUCUGGCCAAGUUCUUCAGGGAUCGCCAGGCCUUCCUCAAGCGUUCUCUCCCCCUGGGUUCCUACCUGCUCAAACCUGUCCAGAGGAUCCUCAAAUACCACCUGCUUCUGCAGGAGAUCGCCAAGCACUUUGACCCUGAGAAGGAGGGCUAUGAGGUGGUGCAGGAGGCCAUUGACACCAUGACCGGGGUGGCCUGGUACAUCAAUGACAUGAAGAGGAAACACGAGCACGCUGUCAGGCUGCAGGAGAUCCAGUCUCUCCUGAUCAACUGGAAGGGUUCUGACCUCACUACGUAUGGAGAGCUGGUGCUGGAGGGAACCUUCCAGGUCCAACGUGCCAAGAACACCAGGAUGCUGUUCCUCUUUGACAAGAUGCUCCUCAUCACCAAAAAGAGAGGAGAGCACUAUGUCUACAAGACACACAUAUUGUGCUCAACCCUGAUGCUGCUUGACAGCGCCAAGGACCCCCUGCAUUUCAGUGUGAUCCACUUCAAGCAUCCCAAGCAGCCUCACACUGUGCAGGCCAAGACUGUAGAGGAGAAGCGCCUCUGGGCUCAUCAUAUCAAGAAACUGAUUCUAGAGAACCACCACACCAUUGUCCCACAGAAGGUAAAAGAGGCCAUCCUCGAAAUGGAUUCUCUCUACCCAGGGUCUGGGAAGUACCGCUACAGCCCAGAGAGGCUGAAGAAGGCUGGAUACUGCCGGGCUGAAGACCUUUCCCCAGAGGGGAGUUCCGGGCGCAGGACAUCAGAACCAGGGAAACAGAUCGUAAGGACAACCAAAGCCAUUCUGAAGCACACAGACAGUGAAGGUGCUCUUCUGGGAGACAGGCGUUCCCUGCAGCCAACUGCUAGUGUCAGUAUGCUGGGCUCCAGUCUAGGUGAGGCUGAGAGGCCUGGUGUGCUGGAAGCCCAGGAGAAGAUAGGCCGCGGGAGGGCAUCUCUGGAGCAGCUGAGCCCCAGUGAGGACCCUAAGCCAGGGUCCUUACCCUGCCAGGGGGGCACUGAGCAGCAGGAGGAGGAGACGGAGGAGAAGGGGGAGAUAAACACAGAUGAUAUUCUGAUGGAGGAUGACCAGGUAGCCGACUUUGCCAGCUCCAAGCUGGCAGCCAUCUCUUGCUGGCACUAUAGCAGGGCUUUACUUUCUGCUUGGUUCACAACGGUGUAUGUGGAGGAGGUUCCUCCUCAAAGUAGUGCUCCUAAGGUAGUAGUGAUAGAACAGAGUGAGGCGAACCCACCCCUAUACACAGAGCCUGAUGCUUCGCCAACUCUGCCUCCCAGACAGCCUGAGACGUCUCCGACACUGGAGCCUGAGAGGGGUAUCGGGGGAGGAGUAGAGGAAGAGGGAAGGUACAGGGCGGGAGGGGAGGAAGAGAACAGUGACUGCUCUGUCCAACAGGACGAGAUGAACUCAUCAGUGACAAAUGGAGAGUGUUCAGAGUUUGGUGCGGUGGUGGGAACUGAGACCAGCCGCAUCCUGCCUGCCUCUGUGUUGGACCAGGGCAGUGUAAUCACUGAGCAUUUUGUCGGCAGCCUGGUGGUCUCAGAGGACCUGUGUUCCCUGGGCUGCCCCUCACCUCAGUUGGGCAGCAAGAGCAGCAGCACACCCUGUCUGAACACCGAGCUCGAGGAGAAGGUCCAGACCCUGGUUAACUCCACCCCAGAGCACCCACUGCUCCUGAAAGGCAACACCUCUACGCCUGCCCCUAGACCAGACCACCACCUCAUGGAGGUGGAGUGCAGAUCUACUCUCUCCAAGCAGGACCGGAUACUCAUCCACAAGAUCAGGAGGUACUAUGAGCAUGCAGAGCACCAGGAUGCCAGCUUUAGCAUCAAGCGCAGGGAGAGCCUGUCCUAUAUUCCUGCAGGCCUGGUCAGACACCUGAGCCGGCAGCUCAACAGCAAACCCCAGGACCAAGCGGUUCCAGGGCACGGGAAGGUCUCCCCGAACAACCGGCCCACAUCCUGGUCAGUGUUCGACCUUCCUGGCUUAGAAAAAGAGCAGAGGACUAAUAAUACCCCUGUGCUGGAGCCACAGAGAGCUGGAGACCCAAAGCCCAGGUCCCAGAGUGUCAAUGAUGCUCCUGUUGGAGACGAGGAUGAGUUCUUCAGACCAUCCUUGGACAUGGUCCAAGUGUGGCAAGACAUAGAGAUGGAGGAGGUUUAUGGGUGCCUUGGGAAACCCAAGGGUAUCCAGGGUACAGAGGACAUUGUCCAUCCCAGAUCACUUCUAUCCCGGAAGGGGGGAACCAGCAGAGAGAUCCUUGAAGCUGAGUAUAUCAAGCCCCUGAGGAUCCUGGAGGAGUCGGACAUGGGUGCUGUCUCAGAGGAAUCCCCAUCACCCAUCACAACUUCCCCAGACCCCUUCUCAGGGCAGGAGUCCUGCCAGAAUAAGACUCCCAAGUCCUGGGAGAAAGGCACAGUCAGUAGAUCUCCCCUCCCCAGGAUCAUCAGCCUGCGUUUAGGGGUGGAAGAGGACCUGAUUCUGCAGGAUAUGGAGAAGAUGAAGAACAAGGUUUUCCAACUGGCCCGCCAGUACAGCCAGCGCAUCAAGAACAGCAGGCCCGUGGUGAGGCAGAGAAACAUGGUGGCUGAGAACCACCUUGCCUUUAAGAACCUACCAGCUGUCUAUGAGGAGAAGGUCCAAAGAAGAGACUGGGGUAGGCCUAACCUGACACUGCCACUCAAAUCCUAUGAGCAGGUGGUCGUGCAUGAGCGGAGGACCCCAAGCCCAGUCCCGAGUCUCAACUCUGGGGCUAGCUCACGCGUCACGUCCCCCUGUCCCAACAGUCCUCACAGCCCAGUGCAGACACAGAAUUUCCACUGGCCAGAUGUCCAGGAGCUGCGCUCCAAAUACACUAACCACAGGCUGGACCUUGGUUCCUCCCACCCAUCACCUGUCAGCCAUAGCUGCUCCGUCCCAGAGAGGAUGCAGAGUUGCACUGAGGUCUUCAGUACCUCAUGGAGCCCCGAUGGCUACUCAUCCAGCUGCAACUGCUCCACAGACACUAACAGUGGACUAACAGACUCCCUUGAGACUAUGUCAUCCAUGGACCACCAGGGUGGGGGUUCUGUUGGAGAGGCUCAGCCCCAGCCACCACUUUGCAGGUGGCACUCUUUUGAUCAAUUGCUAGGAACACUGCCUCUACAGGAGCUGCAGAACCUUCAGGAGACUAUGAGGAGCUGUUACAUGGCUGGUCAGGCUACCCUGCCCAACGAGCACAAGGUUAUUAUAGUGGAGAGGGUUGCUAGCGAUGGGCCAGAGGAGACUGGAGGGAAGACGAGAGUGGAGGAACAAGGAGCUAAAGGAAAGACCAAACUUAAAAUCUCGAAAAGCCUCGAUUACCAGUACUGUGCCAAGAGGUCUGCACUGACUUCAGGCAAAAAGAUCGAGAGUAGUCUGGUAAAAAACCUACGAGCAAAAUUCCAGAACUUGGGAUCAAACACAAACACUGUAAAUGCCCUGCCUUUUUGAUCGCUUUCUGUAAAUAAUGAAAUAAGCCUUUUCUUACCUAUAUAUGCAAUUGACGUCGAGGAAUAUGACUAUAAAUACUGUCUAUUAGGCAGUAACUACUGCUACUGUGUUAGGAGUACCAUUUUCAUUUUCUACUUUUUGUCUGUAUUAUCACCUUCUCACAUCACUCUUUUCUCACUUCUGGUGUUACCUACUAGGGAUAUUGAACAAUCAAGGGCACCCCAUGGGAAAAUAUGUUGUGACUUUGUAAAAUGUGUAAAUAGUUGUAAAUGUGUCUUGUUCUUAGACCAUCAUGAAAUGUGUUUACAUGAAGAGAAUGACUCUGUAUAUAAGGAAAAUGGUUUUGAGAAAAAACGUCAGCAUAUUGAAGUAGAUCCAGUCCAGAUUACCCUUUUAUUUUUCCCCUGUGUAACGAUGCAAUGGUCAUCCUCUAUUUGUGAAUCAAUUGUGAGGGUCAUAAGCAAGGAAAUAGUGUAAAGAGAUGUGCGACUUAAUAUAUAAAUGGGAGUAAAUCUGGAAGGCUGGGCCACCAUUUUUAAGUUAUUUAUUGCGGAUUUACAGCCAUUAGGAUUCACUCAAUCCUAUUUGACCUUUGGUCAAAGUGUUUUUCCUUCAGUUGUUUAAAAAUGGGAGAUGUAUGGUCUGUGCUGUCUACUAUUCAGCCAAAUGCACCACAUUUAGCUACUACUCAAUACUAUGAUCGUUUUCAUACAUCACUGGAGUUGUUUUCUGAUCUAUUUCCUUGUUAUUUAUAAAAUGAUCCUCAUCUUCCUAGACCUUUUAAUUCCAGAAACGGCACAGAAUAAUUUCAUACCUGAAAUGGCAUAUAUGCUCAAUAAAAUCUGAGCUAUUGAAAUUACAAUA